AUGGCCGACCAGGCCUUUGAAAAGACGCAGGAAGCUGUCGCCGGAGGCAGCCCUGCCGUCGUCGACGAGAAGAACACGGCCGACGCGAACCCGCCUUCGCGAUCAUCCACUUCCACCGCCACUGACAGUUCCGAGAACCGGCGAGAGGAGGCCCGCCGCAACAACCCCGAUGGAUUCAGCGCCAUCCACACCGGUGUCUCGGUUCACCAGGCCGAGGCCGAGUUUGCUGAGCUGCAGCGCGAGCUGUCUGGCUUGUCGCGCGCAAGCAGGGUAAACAGUCGCAACAGUCGCAACAAGCAUCAAGAUGUCGAGAAGGCCGUCGCAAACGUCAACUCGUCCUCGCCCUCCUCCGACACCGAGGGUGAACAGUUCGACCUCGAGGCCGUCCUGCGCGGUGGCGUCGAGGCCGAGCGCCAGGCCGGCAUUAGACCGAAGCACAUCGGUGCCUACUGGGACGGCCUUACCGUCAAGGGCAUGGGUGGCACCACCAACUACGUGCAGACAUUCCCCGAUGCUUUUGUCAACUUCGUCGACUACGUCACCCCGGUCAUGGACCUGCUUGGACUGAACAAGAAGGGCGUCGAGGCCACCUUGUUGGACAACUUCAAGGGUGUCUGUAAGCCCGGCGAGAUGGUUCUGGUCCUGGGUAAACCUGGCUCUGGCUGCAGUACUUUUCUCAAGACCAUCGCCAACUGGCGCGAUGGCUACACCGCCGUCGAAGGUGAGGUGCUCUACGGCCCCUUUACUGCCGGCGAGUUCAAGCAGUACCGCGGCGAGGCCGUCUACAAUCAGGAAGACGACAUCCACCACGCCACCCUCACCGUCGAGCAGACACUGGGUUUUGCUCUCGACACCAAGCUCCCUGCGAAGCGCCCUGUCGGCCUGUCCAAACAGGAUUUCAAGGAGCACGUCAUCUCCACCCUCUUGAAGAUGUUCAACAUCGAGCACACCCGCCACACCAUCGUCGGCGACGCCUUGGUGCGCGGUGUUUCUGGUGGCGAACGCAAGCGUGUUUCCAUCGCAGAGAUGAUGAUCAGCAACGCCUGCGUUCUCUCCUGGGACAACAGCACCCGCGGCCUCGAUGCCAGUACCGCCCUCGACUUCGUCAAGUCUCUGCGCGUCCAGACGAAUCUGUACCGGACCACCACCUUCGUCUCUCUCUACCAGGCCUCCGAGAACAUCUACAACCACUUUGACAAGGUCAUGGUCAUCGACGCCGGAAAGCAGGUCUACUUCGGCCCCGCCAAGGAGGCCCGCGCCUACUUUGAGGGUCUCGGCUUUGCGCCCCGCCCCAGACAGACCACGCCCGACUACGUGACCGGAUGCACCGACGAGUUCGAGCGAGAGUACGCCCCCGGCCGCUCGCCCGAGAACGCGCCCCACAGCCCCGAGACCCUUGCCGAGGCCUUCCAGGCGUCCAAGUUCAAGAAGCUGCUCGACAGCGAGAUGGAAGAGUACAAGGCCCGCCUCGCGCAGGAGAAGGAGAAGCACGAGGACUUCCAGGUCGCCGUCAAGGAGGCCAAGCGCGGCACCUCCAAAAAGUCCGUCUACGCUGUUGGCUUCCACCUACAGGUGUGGGCGCUGAUGAAGCGCCAAUUCGUCCUCAAGCUGCAAGACCGCCUCGCUCUCGCCCUCUCCUGGAUCCGCUCCAUCGUCAUCGCCCUCGUCCUCGGUUCCCUCUUCUUCCGUCUCGGUUCGACUUCUGCCAGCGCCUUCAGCAAGGGCGGUGUCAUGUUCAUCUCGCUCUUGUUCAACGCCUUCCAGGCCUUCUCGGAACUCGGAAGUACCAUGACUGGUCGCGCGAUCGUCAACAAACACAAAGCCUACGCCUUCCACCGACCUUCUGCCCUCUGGAUUGCCCAGAUCAUCGUCGACCAGGCCUUUGCAGCCACACAGAUUUUCGUCUUUUCCGUCAUUGUAUAUUUUAUGAGCGGCCUUGUCCGCAACGCUGGGGCUUUCUUCACGUUUUACCUCAUGAUUCUGUCAGGAAACAUCGCCAUGACCCUGUUCUUCAGGAUUCUCGGCUGCAUAAGCUUCGGUUUCGACCAAGCCAUCAAACUCGCCGUCGUGCUAAUCACCUUCUUCGUCGUGACAUCCGGCUACAUCAUCCAGUACCAGUCUGAGCACGUGUGGAUUCGAUGGAUCUACUGGGUCAACGCGCUCGGUCUUGCCUUCAGCGCCAUGAUGGAGAACGAGUUCAGCCGGCAGAAGCUCACAUGCUCUGGCACGUCGCUCAUUCCAUCGGGCCCUGGCUAUGGCGACAUCAACCACCAAGUCUGCACCCUUCCUGGCUCCGAGCCCGGCACCACUCUCGUCGACGGUUCGGCAUACAUUGCAGCUGCAUUCAGCUACUUCAAGGGCGAUCUGUGGCGCAACUGGGGCAUCAUCUUUGCCCUCAUCGUCUUCUUCCUCAUCAUGAACGUCACUCUCGGUGAACUCAUCAGCUUUGGCAACAACAGCAACUCAGCCAAGGUCUACCAGAAGCCCAACGAGGAGCGCAAGAAGCUCAACGAGGCUCUCGUUGAGAAGCGAGCCGCCAAGCGCCGCGGCGACAAGCAGGAGGGCUCUGAGCUGAGCAUCAAGUCGGAGGCCGUCCUGACCUGGGAGGACCUCAACUAUGACGUCCCUGUUCCCGGAGGAACCCGUCGCCUGCUCAACAACAUCUACGGCUACGUCAAGCCCGGCCAGCUCACUGCUCUGAUGGGUGCUUCCGGUGCGGGCAAGACCACCCUCCUUGAUGUUCUUGCGUCCCGCAAGAACAUUGGUGUUAUUCACGGUGACGUUCUUGUCGACGGCAUGAAGCCCGGAAAGCAGUUCCAGCGAAGCACAUCGUAUGCCGAGCAGCUUGAUCUCCACGAUCCCACUCAGACCGUCCGCGAGGCCCUCCGCUUCUCCGCCCUCCUGCGUCAGCCCUACGAGACCCCCAUCCCGGAGCGGUUCUCGUACGUCGAGGAGAUCAUCGCCCUGCUCGAGAUGGAGCACAUCGCCGACUGUAUCAUUGGAUCCCCCGAAUUCGGCCUGACGGUCGAGCAACGGAAGCGCGUCACGAUCGGUGUCGAGCUGGCUGCCAAGCCCGAGCUCCUCCUCUUCCUCGACGAACCCACCUCCGGUCUUGACAGCCAGAGCGCCUUCAACAUCGUGCGCUUCCUUAAGAAGCUUGCCGCCGCCGGACAGGCCAUCCUCUGCACCAUCCACCAGCCCAACGCCGCCCUGUUUGAGAACUUUGACCGUCUCCUGCUCCUCCAGAAGGGCGGACGCACCGUCUACUUCGGCGACAUUGGCCAGGACGCCGUCGUCCUGCGCGACUACCUGAAGCGCCAUGGCGCCGUCGCCAAGCCCACCGACAACGUCGCCGAAUACAUGCUCGAGGCCAUCGGCGCGGGCUCUGCGCCCCGCGUCGGGAACAAAGACUGGGCCGACAUCUGGGAAGACAGCGCCGAGCUUGCUAACGUCAAGGACACCAUCAGCCAGUUGAAGGAGCAGCGCUUGGCGGCGGGCCGGACCACGAACCACGACCUCGAGAGGGAGUACGCCAGCCCGCAGUGGCACCAGCUCAAGGUGGUCGUGAAGCGCAUGAACCUCAGCUUCUGGCGCAGCCCCGACUACCUCUUCACCCGUCUCUUCAACCAUGUCAUCGUCGCCCUCAUCACCGGUCUCACCUACCUCAACCUCGACCAGAGCCGCAGCGCGCUGCAGUACAAGGUCUUUGUCAUGUUCGAAGUCACCGUUCUGCCGGCCCUCAUUAUCAGCCAGGUCGAGAUCAUGUUCCACAUCAAGCGCGCCCUCUUCUUCCGCGAGUCGUCGUCCAAGAUGUACAACCCGCUGAUCUUCGCCGCCGCCAUGACCGUCGCCGAGCUGCCGUACUCCAUCCUGUGCGCCGUCACCUUCUUCCUGCCGCUGUACUACAUGCCAGGCUUCCAGUCCGAGUCGUCCCGCGCGGGCUACCAGUUCUUGAUGAUCCUCGUCACCGAGCUCUUCUCCGUCACCCUGGGUCACGCCAUCGCCUCUCUGACGCCCAGCCCCUUCAUCUCGUCGCAAUUCGACCCCUUCCUCAUGAUCACCUUUGCCCUCUUCUGCGGUGUCACCAUCCCCGCCCCGCAGAUGCCCGCCUUCUGGCGCUCCUGGCUCUACCAGCUCGACCCCUUCACGCGCCUCAUCGGCGGUAUGGUCGUCACGGCGCUGCACGACCUCAAGGUCGUCUGCUCCAAGGCCGAGUUCAAUCCCUUCACGGCGCCGCCGGGCCAGACGUGCGGCGAGUACAUGCAGCCCUUCUUCGACAACGGGGGGCCCGGGUACCUUGCCAACAACGACACGUCGAACUGCGAGUACUGCGCCUACAAGGUCGGCGACGAGUUCUACCAGCCCUUGGGGUUGGAUUUCAACCACCGUUGGAGGGAUAUUGGUAUCUUUGCGGCGUUUGUCGGUAGCAACAUCAUUAUUAUUUUUAUGGCCAGCAAGUUCUUGAACUUCAACCGCAGAUGA
Molecule: messenger RNA, 4482 nt
Organism: Colletotrichum graminicola M1.001
Lineage: Eukaryota; Fungi; Ascomycota; Sordariomycetes; Glomerellales; Glomerellaceae
Product: ABC-2 type transporter
Exons: 4
Coding region: 1-4482 (1493 amino acids)
Biological process (GO): transmembrane transport
Cellular component (GO): membrane
Molecular function (GO): ABC-type transporter activity; ATP binding; ATP hydrolysis activity
Source: RefSeq, a predicted model, not a curated record